AUGAGAGUAUCAGUCUUCGGCGCCUCGGGCGUCCAAGGCGCCGCCCAAGUUUCCGCCCUCUCCCUCGCCGGACACCACCCCGUAGCCGUUAGCCGCAAUCCUAAACCCACCAGCAUCGACGGCAAAGAGAUCGAAACCUGUGCCGCAGACUUCACGGACACUUCUGGCCUCAAACGCGCUGUCAAGGAUGCGGAGGCUAUCUUCCUCAACCUCCCUUCCACCUCUUUCCAGCCCGCCGACACCACCAUCGCCGCUGCUAAAGCGGUUGGUGAAGCGGCGAAGGGCUCUGAGAAGAAGCCGCUGAUUGUGUUUAAUACUUCCAUGCCUGUGCCGGAUGAAAGUAAAGGGAUCGAAGCGCAAGACCACCGUCGCGAAAUGCGCACCCUCCUACGCGAGAUGGGUCUACCGGUGAUUUCAAUCCAACCUGUCUGCUUCCUCGACAACCUGCUCGAAGGCUGGGCUUGGCCCCCGAUUCGGGACGAGCAGAAAAUCGUCUACUGCCAUAAACCCACUCUCGACGUCAGCUGGAUCGGACUUGACGAUGUCGCGCAGCUGAUGAUUGCUGCUAUGACGCGCCCGGAGCUCGCGGGGAGGAAUUUUCAGGUCGGCGGGUCGGAGAUUGUGAGAUUGCCGGGUUUGGCGCAGAGGUUGGGGAAGGCGUGGGGGAGGGAGUUGGGGGUGGAGUUUCAGACGGUGGAGGAUUUUUGUGAGAAGAUUGAGGCUGCGAUGAGCUCGAGGUCGGGUAUCGAUGGAGCGGUUCUCUCGGAGCAGAUGUUCAGGGCGUAUAGGUGGUAUAAUGACGCACCGGAGGAGCCGUUCAAAAUUGAUAUGGAGCCGGUGUUGAAGGAGUUGCCGGCCAAGUUGUCGACGAUUGAGGAGUGGGGGAGGAGACAUCGGCCGGAUGUGUUCAACGAGUCAAUCACAGGUCUAGACAGUGCACGAGCUUGUGUAUGA
Molecule: messenger RNA, 954 nt
Organism: Saxophila tyrrhenica
Lineage: Eukaryota; Fungi; Ascomycota; Dothideomycetes; Mycosphaerellales; Extremaceae
Exons: 2
Coding region: 1-954 (317 amino acids)
Source: RefSeq, a predicted model, not a curated record